CGUUACCUGUGAUCCGAAUAACAUUAAACAUGUUUAAGAUAGUAAUUUUGUUCGCAUUCGCGGCUUUGGUUGUAGCAGAUAAAAAUGCAGAAAUACUUCGACAAGGUUCAGAUGUUCAACCUGAAGGAUACUCUUAUAACUACGAAACUUCUAACGGAAUCGCUGCCCAGGAGCAAGGUGGUCUGAGUGGAGAAGCUAUUGCAGCCCAAGGAUCAUACCAAUUCACAGCUCCUGAUGGAACUCCCAUACAAUUAUCGUAUAUAGCCAACGAAGGAGGUUUCCAGCCACAAGGAGCGCAUAUACCGACACCUCCACCAAUUCCAGAUCAGAUUUUAAGGGCUUUGGAAUAUAUCCGUACGCACCCACCAAAAGAAGAACCUCAACAGAAAAGAUUUUCCUAA
Ctenocephalides felis (cat flea) is the source of this 401-nucleotide messenger RNA. Its product is annotated as larval cuticle protein LCP-17-like. The transcript is spliced from 2 exons. Lineage: Eukaryota; Metazoa; Arthropoda; Insecta; Siphonaptera; Pulicidae. Gene Ontology annotation, cellular component: chitin-based extracellular matrix. Gene Ontology annotation, molecular function: structural constituent of chitin-based larval cuticle. The record is from RefSeq and is a predicted model, not a curated record. The coding region runs from base 30 to 401 and encodes 123 amino acids.